Messenger RNA from Eptesicus fuscus (big brown bat), 2396 nucleotides. It is a transcript of the gene CNOT11, whose product is annotated as CCR4-NOT transcription complex subunit 11. Bases 1 to 1527 code for a protein of 508 amino acids. Gene Ontology annotation, biological process: mRNA catabolic process; negative regulation of translation. The record is from RefSeq and is a predicted model, not a curated record. NCBI's taxonomy places the organism in Eukaryota, Metazoa, Chordata, Mammalia, Chiroptera, Vespertilionidae. Gene Ontology annotation, cellular component: CCR4-NOT complex. The transcript is spliced from 7 exons.
AUGCGUGGCGGCGGGGCGGGCGCGGCGACUGGCCGGCUCUCCACAGCCGCGGAACUGAGCGGGGCUCGCGAGGCGGCGGCGGCGUCCAGGGGCGGCCCGGGGGGCUCGGGCGGCGGCAGGGGCUCGGCGAGCGGGCCCGGGCCGGGCGGCGGCGGCGGCGGGCCCGCGGGCAGGAUGAGCCUGAGCCCCAAGGAGCUGUCGAGCCUGCUGAGCAUCAUCUCGGAGGAGGCGGGCGGCGGCAGCACGUUCGAGGGCCUGUCCACCGCCUUCCACCACUACUUCAGCAAGGCGGACCACUUCCGCCUGGGCUCGGUGCUGGUGCUGCUGCUGCAGCAGCCCGACCUGCUCCCCAGCGCGGCGCAGCGGCUCACGGCGCUCUACCUGCUCUGGGAGAUGUACCGCACCGAGCCGCUCGCCGCCAACCCCUUCGCCGCCAGCUUCGCGCACCUGCUCAACCCCGCGCCGCCCGCCCGCGGCGGCCAGGAGCCCGACCGGCCUCCGCUCUCAGGAUUUUUACCUCCUAUCACUCCGCCAGAGAAGUUUUUUCUUUCCCAGCUAAUGCUGGCACCCCCCAGGGAACUCUUCAAAAAGACACCGAGACAGAUUGCACUGAUGGACGUCGGGAACAUGGGCCAGUCCGUGGACAUCAGCGGGCUUCAGCUGGCCCUGGCUGAACGCCAAUCUGAAUUGCCGACCCAAAGUAAGGCCAGCUUCCCUAGUAUUCUCAGUGACCCCGACCCGGACUCCUCUAAUUCUGGAUUUGACAGCUCCGUGGCCUCUCAGAUCACGGAAGCUUUAGUCAGUGGACCGAAGCCGCCUAUUGAAAGCCAUUUCCGGCCGGAGUUUAUUCGUCCGCCACCUCCACUCCACAUCUGUGAGGAUGAGCUGGCCUGGCUGAACCCGACAGAGCCCGACCAUUCCAUUCAGUGGGAUAAGUCCAUGUGCGUUAAGAAUAGCACAGGUGUAGAGAUCAAGCGAAUAAUGGCCAAAGCCUUCAAAAGCCCCUUAUCUUCUCCUCAACAAACACAGCUCCUUGGUGAGUUGGAAAAAGAUCCCAAACUUGUUUAUCAUAUUGGCCUCACGCCAGCCAAGCUUCCUGACCUGGUGGAGAACAACCCUCUCGUCGCCAUAGAGAUGCUGCUGAAGCUGAUGCAGUCCAGCCAGAUCACCGAGUACUUCUCCGUCCUGGUCAAUAUGGAUAUGUCUUUACAUUCCAUGGAAGUGGUGAACCGACUGACUACAGCUGUUGACCUGCCUCCUGAGUUCAUCCACCUUUAUAUAUCCAAUUGCAUCUCUACUUGUGAACAGAUUAAGGAUAAGUAUAUGCAGAAUCGUUUGGUGCGUCUUGUGUGUGUCUUUCUCCAAUCCUUGAUCCGGAACAAAAUCAUUAACGUGCAGGACUUGUUUAUAGAAGUGCAGGCAUUCUGCAUCGAGUUCAGUAGGAUCCGAGAAGCUGCCGGCCUUUUCCGGUUGUUGAAGACAUUGGACACGGGGGACACGCCUUCCGAGACCAAAAUGUCGAAGUAGUAGUCAUCCGCACCACCCGUGUGCGGCUGGGCUGUGAUGUCAGUUUUACCUGCUAUACCCCUGAGUGGGUUGUUUGUUGUAAUACAUAAAAAACAACACUUUAGCUACUCAAAGCAAAGUUUUACUUUCCUGGGUGACUUUUUCCUUCAGAAGAAUUUUUGAUAAGAACUUGGAAAAAUGUCUUUAGGUGUCUUACAGAAGGAAUGGUUAUCCAAAAGAAAGAUUAUUGCAAAAAAGUAGGUGAGGUCCUUAGCACUAAAAAGCAAGGUGUUUUUGUUAAAACAAAUGGAGGCUGCUGAUUAAGUCAGGAAUCCAGCUUUCCUCAGGUUCCGAUGUUAAACGUGUUUAAUGAGAGAAAAUGAAGGCUAAGACUUGGUUGUACUGACCUUGAGGUGAAAUCAGUUGAAUGUUUUUGGGUCAAGUGGCAAACAGAAGGUUGAUCCUUGAACCCAUUACAAAGGUAACUCUUUAACUUCUCAUUAAGCAGAGUUUGAACCAAGGACAUACUUGUAACUUCAUCCUUGUUUUGAGGACUUAACAGAUAUAACAAGAAUAAAGUCAGUUCCUGGGCCUCUAUAGACAUGGGAACCCUUAGGAACCUCGGUCAGGGUUACAAUAGCUGGUAGUUUUCCGUUUUGUUUUUUUUCUCGAGAUGUUCUUUAGUUCUGUCAUUAGUUUAGGAUCGGAAUUUCUGAGGAGAAACAUCGUCUGUGCUUUGGGAAGGAAUCUCCCGAGGAAUCGCCCUGUGAGCUGCUUGCCGAGUGGGCUCUGCCCUCUGCUGGGGGUGCAGGGAGGGCGUCGUGUGGGCUCAGAUCCGCGUUAACUGGACAGCAGUGCCUUAUAUUAAAGUUGUUUUUUAUAAACUCUGA